Racocetra persica is the source of this 629-nucleotide messenger RNA. The record is from the annotation of a GenBank genome assembly. Lineage: Eukaryota; Fungi; Glomeromycota; Glomeromycetes; Diversisporales; Gigasporaceae.
UGAAAUAAUAUUACUAUUUAUGAAAUUUAUUGAUUCGAUUGGAAAUGAUAUACUCCAAAUAUGUUCUAAGCUAAUGAAUCGUACUGCAGAAGACGUAUUAUUAGAUUUUUUAAGAUUAAGCAUGUUUUCUGAACGAGAUUUUUCAUUGGCACAGAAUUUCUAUAUAAGUAAAUAUAUAUAUGUUAAAGAAGCAUUUAUGAACAGUUUAAGACAACAUCUCGGCUUCCUUUUUCAGAGACUAGAAAGCAUAUUAAAGAGCACAUAUAAAAAGAGAGAUAUUAAUAUCCAAUUAAAAGAGAUAUUACCAUUUAAGAAGAACUUUUUAAAGUGGAUAUUGACAACAUAUAACACCACAUCAAAUGUUGUUAAUGAAUACUUUAAUUUUAUUCUUCAUCUACGAGUUAUCAUCGAUAUAUUCGAGGAAUCAUUUUCAAAUGGAAUGCCUCUUGGAUUUUCUAUGCAGGAUAUUGAAAUGAUCAAAGAAUUAUUUCAUUAUUUUGUGUAUUCCGGUUGUAUAUUCAAAAAAGAACAUUUGGAUAUUAUUCAAUUAUGUAAUGAUGAAGAUAUUUUAGAUCUAUUUUUUGAUCAUUUUAUCAUCGGAACAACACAGUCACAAAAAGAGUGGUUAG